AUGUUCUUCCGUCCGGCAUUUCUGUUGCUAUGCACGCUGGCCGCCACUUCCGCCAGGGAGCCUCCGGUUGUUUACCUGAUCCGUCAUGGGGAAAAACCUGCAGACCCGGAGGAUCAUGGUCUCACGCCAGACGGAUGGCGACGAGCGGAGUGUCUUCGUCGAGUGUUUGGAGCCGACUCGGAAUACAAUAUUGGACAUAUCAUGGCACCUACCGUGAAGUGGAAUCUCAAACUGACAUUUGCGAACGUGGUAGACGGCGAACACCGACGGCCCUAUGAGACCGUUGUCCCUCUAGCGCAUGAUCUCGGGAUUGAAAUCGACGAUCAUUGCACCCGAAAGGAUCCCGAAUGUGUGGCCGCUGCGAUCCAGUCCCACGACGGGCCUGGCAACCUAUUAAUUUCUUGGCGGCAUUCCAAUUUGAACACGAUCCAGGAGCUACUGGGAAUUGAACAUCUUGUCGAUUACCCUAGAGAUCGGUUCGACCUUAUUUGGACCAUUCCACACCCUUAUAAUGAAAUCACAGAAGUCUACUCUGAGGAGUGUCCUGGGUUGGAUGUGAGACCGAGACUGGUGGCUCAGCUGUGA
Messenger RNA from Penicillium atrosanguineum, 585 nucleotides. RefSeq names its product putative phosphoglycerate mutase family protein. The record is from RefSeq and is a predicted model, not a curated record. The coding region runs from base 1 to 585 and encodes 194 amino acids. Lineage: Eukaryota; Fungi; Ascomycota; Eurotiomycetes; Eurotiales; Aspergillaceae. The transcript has 3 exons.